UGUUGACCGCCAGACAUGCAACUGCAGUCUCACGAAGUGUUGGUGCAAAACUUCUUAUAAACGUGGACACAGAGAGCUCUGGUGCAGAUUUGUGUACGUGUGCAGCAGCAUGUCUGAAUAUCCGACCUUCCAGUAUGGCAAGUCUCGUUUCGAUCAGAGCACAUUUUUUGGCCGGUUCAGACACUUCCUGGAUGUGAUUGACCCCAGCACCCUCUUUGUGACAGAGAAACAGCUCCAGGAGUGCAUUGAGCUGCUCAACCGUUUCAAACAAGGGACUCUGCCUCCAGGAGUGACAGAUGCUCAGCUUUGGCAGGCUCAGAAAAUAAAGCAGGCCAUCAUCCACCCUGACACGGGGGAGAAGAUCCUCAUGCCCUUUCGGAUGUCAGGUUUUAUCCCAUUUGGCACACCAGUGGUUGUUGGCCUCCUUCUCCCGAAUCAAACACUGGCGUCAACUGUCUUCUGGCAGUGGUUAAACCAGAGUCACAAUGCCUGCGUCAACUACUGUAACCGCAACGCCUCCAAGCCAGCUCCAGUUUCCAAAUUCGUCCAGGGAUACCUCGGAGCAGUGACUAGUGCAGUCUCCAUUGCGGUUGGGUUGAAUGUGUUAAUCCAGAAAGCAAGCCGCUUCAGCCCAACCACCAGGCUUUUGGUGCAGAGGUUCAUCCCCUUCCCAGCAGUGGCGAGUGCAAACGUCUGUAACGUGGUGCUCAUGAGACACUCUGAGCUGUCGGAGGGCAUCAGUGUGCUCGACAACAACGGGAUCGUGGUGGGAACAUCCAAAGUAGCUGCCAGGCAUGCACUUCUGGAGACAGCCCUGACCAGAGUGGUUCUACCCAUGCCAAUCCUGGUGCUCCCUCCCAUGAUCAUGGCUGUACUGGAAAAGCUCCCUCUCCUGCAGAGACAGAGGAGGCUUGUCCUGCCCAUCCACAGUCUGGUGUGUCUCGCUGCCUUUGGCCUGGCUCUGCCUCUCGCCAUCAGUCUCUUCCCACAGAUGUCCGAGAUCAGCGUGAAUCAGUUAGAGCCGGAGAUCGCCAUGGCAACAGAUUGUAAGACUGUGACAUACAAUAAAGGCCUGUGAGUGAUCUCUACAGUCCGACACACGAAGACAGGACCUGCUGCUCGGCAGGGUUCACCCUGCCAGAGCAUGAAUUAUGGUAAAUUUGGCUGCAUUAGCCACAGAGGAUUUAGCAUACGUUUACAGAGGACACUAGUUCAUGUUGGGAAUACAUGUUGUUUACACCAAGACGCUGGUUGUUAAUUAAGAAGUAACACAUGAUGACAUAUUGUGAUAGCGCACGUCGUGACACCUCAGGAAGCAUUAUCAUGGUUUUAACAUGGACACUUACCAAGGAAAUAAUGUCAAAUAACUGAGGCACUCAGAUCUGAGAAUCUAGAGUGUGCUAUGUUAUCAGCAGGGGGAGGGUUAGGAGUAGGGUUAGGGUUAACCCUAACCCUUAGCAGCCUGGUCAGGAUGGUUAGCUGAGCUAACCCACGAGCUUGUCUGGUUUGUCGCAUUUUUUCUUUCUCUUCCUUUUUCACAGUGAACAAUCACUUAGAGACUAGACAUUAAUUUUAAUAAGCAUGACGGAAAUCAGUGGAUUAAAACAGGAGCAGGACACCUCUGAAUGGUUGUAGUAAUUACUGUGAAUGAAAUCAGGAUCAUUGACUGAAAUGUAUUUUUAUGAAUGUUGAGUUUUGUUUUUCAUUUUUAUUUUAUAGAUUUCAGACAUUCCUAACCUUUCUUGCUCUUGACCCCAGAACAUGAGGCAAUACACAGUCUCCUUGUCAUAGGUUGCAUUCUGUAUGUAACAUGUAAGCUGUUCAAUCAAAGUGAUUUUCACCUCUCAGAUCGCUUCCUGGGGGUAAAACUUCAGUAUUACACAAGGAAGAAGUAAAGUUGAAAGAAAAGUAAGAAAAAAGUCCUGAAUCCUGAAUCUGAUUUAGAAAUUCUGAAAUAGAAAUUCUACCCAAGAUGUUUUUGUAAAAUAUUUUUAGCAAGAUAUCAGAUAAGUUAGUGAAGUAUCACUUUACUAUCAUGUUGCAUAAUUUAAAGUUUAUGGAGCAAACUUUGAAUUUAGGAACUGAGUUAAGUUUUACAACAGAUCAGAUGCUUUGAAUUCAUACAAUUAAUUCGUUAAAACUAAAUGAGAGAUCUUUUACUUUUGCUUCCAACUCAGAUAAAGUGCAUUUACUCUUUAAAAUUACUUUUGUACUUUGAAUACCUCAAAUACACAAAUAUUUUUAAGUCUUAACCUAUAUUUUUGUCCUAGAAAUGUUCAGAGAAAGUACAAUUUUAAAAAUACUGCUGUGUCUUUGUGUAUGUAUCUGUCCUUGAUUUAUAUAAACUCUCUGUC
Messenger RNA from Toxotes jaculatrix (banded archerfish), 2354 nucleotides. It is a transcript of the gene sfxn5a, whose product is annotated as sideroflexin 5a. NCBI's taxonomy places the organism in Eukaryota, Metazoa, Chordata, Actinopteri, Toxotidae. Bases 110 to 1078 code for a protein of 322 amino acids. Gene Ontology annotation, biological process: citrate transport; monoatomic ion transport; mitochondrial transmembrane transport. Gene Ontology annotation, cellular component: mitochondrial inner membrane. The transcript has 14 exons. Gene Ontology annotation, molecular function: monoatomic ion transmembrane transporter activity; citrate transmembrane transporter activity. The record is from RefSeq and is a predicted model, not a curated record.